CAUGACAGCCAGUUCUCCGAAGAAUUCCACAUAGAACGGCUGCAAAUCGGUUGAAGUGUAUACUCGUAACAUCACACACGCACUAUUUUCAAAACCCUCAAGAGGAACUGGAUUAACCUCAGAGCCGAAUAUUGUUGUUUCAAACUGAAGUGAUAAUCAAAUAAAAAUCCUCACUAUGGGGGACAUGUUCCGGAGUGAGACAAUGGUUCUAUGCCAAUUGUUCAUACAACCAGAGUCGGCAUACACAACAGUUUCAGAAUUGGGAGAAGCUGGGUGUGUCCAAUUUCGUGAUCUAAACGAUGGCGUCAGCUUAUUUCAAAGAAAAUUCGUCACCGAAGUUCGUCGAUGUGAUGAAUGGGAAAGAAAAAUUCGUUACAUUGAAACCGAACUUAAAAAGGAUGGAAUCGUUUUGCCUGAAAUCAUGGAUGAUAUUCCGAGAGCACCUAAUCCAAGAGAAAUAAUUGAUUUGGAAGCUCAUUUGGAGAAAGCCGAAAAUGAAAUUCUCGAAAUGGCUCAAAACGAAGUCAAUCUAAGGUCAAAUUAUAUAGAACUCACAGAAUUGCGACAAGUUUUGGAAAAUACUGAAGCUUUCUUCGAUGAUCAAGAAGUUCUUAAUCUUGAUGCAAGUCGAAAAAGUAUUACCGGCGAUGAUUUUAUUGCCCAGCAGAAUCGUGGACGUUUGGCUUUUGUAGCAGGAGUAAUUAAACGUGAACGUAUUUAUUCGUUUGAGCGGAUGUUGUGGCGUAUCUCGCGCGGAAAUGUGUUUCUCAAGCGAGCCGAUUUGGAUGAGCCAGUGAGGGAUUUACAUACGGGACAUAUGGUACAGAAAACAGUUUUUGUAGCUUUCUUUCAAGGCGAAGAACUUAAGAAUCGCAUCAAGAAAGUAUGCAAUGGAUUCCACGCAGCCAUGUAUCCUUGUCCAAGCUCCCAUACGGAGCGCAUGGAAAUGAUCAAAGGUGUACGCAUGCGAUUGGAAGAUUUGAAAAUGGUACUCAAUCAGACGGACGAUCACCGAGCAAGAGUUCUAGCCACUGUAUCGAAGAAUUUGCCAACAUGGAGUAUCAUGGUGAAAAAAAUGAAAGCCAUUUACUACACUCUAAAUCUUUUCAAUGCCGACGUGACUGAGAAAUGUCUGAUUGGUGAGUGCUGGGUACCGACAAAUGACUGGAUGAUUGUUCAAAGAGCACUGGCUGAUGGGUCAGCUCAAGUAGGAAGUUCAAUUCCAUCGUUUUUGAAUGUCAUCAAAACCAACGAACCCCCACCAACUUAUAACCGUACCAACCGAUUUACUCAGGGUUUUCAAAAUCUUAUCGACGCUUAUGGCAUAGCUUCCUACCGUGAAGCUAAUCCAGCUCUUUACACAAUCAUUACUUUCCCAUUCUUGUUCGCUGUUAUGUUUGGAGAUGUUGGACACGGUCUGAUCUUGCUGCUUUUCGGAGGUUGGAUGGUCAUUUGGGAAAAGAAGCUAUCGAGAAGCCGUGGUGGUGGAGAGGUAUGGACCAUCUUCUUUGGCGGACGUUACAUAAUUUUGCUAAUGGGAAUGUUUUCACUAUACACUGGAUUUAUCUAUAACGAUCUGUUUUCCAAGUCCAUGAACGUAUUUGGUUCGGUGUGGAAAGUUCAUUACAAUUAUUCAACGGUAAAGGAUAAUCCAUCGUUGCAACUAGAUCCAAAGACUUUCACUGAAGGUGUCUAUCCCGUUGGUAUGGAUCCCAUUUGGCAGUUGGCUGAGAACAAGAUUAUCUUCCAGAAUUCGUACAAAAUGAAGCUGUCUAUCAUUUUUGGCGUAACUCACAUGCUCUUUGCUAUUUUCAUCAGUAUGGUGAAUCAUGCCAACUUCCGCAAAUGGUCCAACAUCUUAAUGGAGUUCCUGCCACAGGUCUUGUUCCUAACACUUCUGUUUGGUUAUAUGGCCUUCAUGAUGUUCUUCAAAUGGGUCCUUUACAGUGCUAAGACCGAUGUACAGGCAUAUACCCCUGGAUGUGCUCCAUCGGUUCUGAUUAUGUUCAUCAACAUGAUGCUCUUGGGAUCGACUCCGCCAUUGGAUGGUUGCAAUGAGCUGAUGUUCGAAGAACAGUCAAAGAUGCAGAAAAUCUUCCUAGUAGUAGCUUUACUAUGCAUUCCUUGGAUGUUGCUCGCAAAGCCAAUAUACAUCAAGUUAACCAGGGGAAAAAAGGUAGUUAAUCACGACGACGAUAGCUCCAUGGACGGUGAGCACGAAGACGAGGCCAUGAGUGAGAUUCUGAUUCAUCAAGCCAUCCACACUAUCGAAUAUGUCCUCAGUACAAUUUCACACACCGCUUCUUAUUUGCGUCUUUGGGCCUUGUCCUUAGCUCAUGCGCAACUGUCUGAAGUGCUGUGGGGUCAACUUUUGCAUAUUGGAUUUGCAGUGCCAUCACACUAUGUUGGCCCUGUAUUACUCUAUGUAAUUUUUGCCAUCUGGGCCUUCUUUACAUUGGCUAUUCUGGUCAUGAUGGAAGGACUUUCAGCUUUCUUGCAUACUUUACGAUUGCAUUGGGUUGAAUUUAUGAGCAAGUUCUAUGAUGGAUUGGGUUAUGCUUUCACUCCAUUCAGUUUCGCAAAAAUUCUCAAUGAAGAAGAAGAAGAAUAAUGAUAUAAAGACGAUAUUUUCCUUCAGAAAAGUCUCGAUAUAGUUAAUUUUGUUUUUAAAAUUUUAAUUUUUACAAUAAAUUCGUUUGUAAAUCAUUUAAUUGCACUUAAAAAGUUGUAA
Molecule: messenger RNA, 2731 nt
Organism: Eupeodes corollae
Lineage: Eukaryota; Metazoa; Arthropoda; Insecta; Diptera; Syrphidae
Product: V-type proton ATPase 116 kDa subunit a 1-like
Exons: 6
Coding region: 176-2611 (811 amino acids)
Biological process (GO): vacuolar acidification; proton transmembrane transport
Cellular component (GO): vacuolar proton-transporting V-type ATPase complex; vacuolar proton-transporting V-type ATPase, V0 domain; plasma membrane
Molecular function (GO): ATPase binding; proton-transporting ATPase activity, rotational mechanism
Source: RefSeq, a predicted model, not a curated record